AUGAAUGAUGCUAUGGUUGUAUGUCGUCAACUUGGUUAUUUAAAUGCUGUUAAAGCACUUCAAGGGAGAUUUGUUCCUGAUGGCACUGGACGGAUAUGGUUAGAUGAUGUUACCUGUACUGGGAGUGAACAAAAUCUGGCCAGUUGUUCUCAUGGGGGUUGGGGACGUCAUAAUUGCGGGCAUAGUGAGGAUGCCGGAGUUGAAUGUUCUUCAACAGGUAAAGUUAUUGUUGUGUUGGCAAUGCAUAACAUCAUCAAACGAAAGUCUCAAUCAAGGAACCAUGACAGGUUUGCAGCGGAUGAGUGUGAUGACAUGUGGGUGUAAGAUUAUGAAAAAAGUUUGAGUUCUUUCCCAGCCUUGAGACCAGAAUUUAAACUAGGUGAACGAUUCUUAAUAUAGAGUGCUUCAAGCAACAAGAGGAACUUAGGCGACGUGCGAGGGUUAAUUAGGCUGCUUUCAAAAUUGGAUCCAAUGGACACUAUCACGAUGCACAGUAUCGGGUUGGAGCUAAUAGACUACGCAAAAUUUCGCUUGUGGUUUACCAGUAUCGACAACUGUUGUGAAAUGCAGCUACGCUGUACUCUUGCCAUCGUAACCGAGGAGUUUUGUUUUCACGGAUCUGGAUCGAGCUUUCUUAAGUUGACUUUUCUUUUCCUUACAUAAGCUCUGCAACCGAUUACUCUAAGAUGAUUUCUUCUUGGUGUUUUACCGGUGAACAGUUCAAAAGGACUCCUGUUUUGGUUGCUGUUUAUACUUGCAGGCUUCGCAUACGUCAUUCGAGGUUACGUUAUUUGCUAGUUCUGUGUGUUACAUAUGUACCGCUAACUGCAAGUCUCGACAUGUCUUGUUGAUGUUUUUUGUCUCGGCGGCUCGUGAGCCACUUUUUUUUUGUUCUUCCCACAUUAUGACGUCAUACUGUGUACCUAUAACUGAACAGACAACGGCAAAAUCUUACCUACUUGUUAAAUAUAUAUAGUAUUUAACGUUGCAACUUACAACAGUUGGAAUUGACAUAGCAACAGAAUAUUCUCAGGUUUAUUUUUGGGUACAGUUAUUGUAGGCAUAAUUAACAUAUGACCUUGUUAAUCAUGCAUAAUCUACAUAAUUUCACAUAUAUGCCAAAGGAUCUAUACCAGACGUUGGAGUGCUUAAUCAGCUUAAAUUAAAUGCUACUAUGUAGACUAACUACCACAUAUAGCCCAAUUUCCACAAGUGUUGAUAUAACUGUAUAUCAAUACGGAAAAAUGUUUUAUAUUUGUUUUAUAAUAUAGCACAAAGAAACAUAAAGAAAGAAAUUUUCCGGCGUUUCCGUGUUGACAUUGAGUUGUAUCAACACGGCUCUUAGCCAAUCAGCGUUCAGAAUUUACAAAUGCUAUAUUAUAAAUACAAAUGUAAACUGGAAUCAGUUGCCCAUUUUGGACUCAGCACUCUAAUGUGAUUGGUUGAAAGUAGGUGCGAUUUCAGCACGAAUCACACUGCUAGGAGUGCGAUUCGUGCUGAAAUCGCACUCCUGUGAACCGAUCAGAUGCAGGAAGCGCAACUGAUUUCAAAAUGAAUAUAAUAAAUUGUGAAAAUAUUUGGGGAACCAAGAAACUCAGACAUGCUUGCCAAGCCACUGAUCUGGAACAACUAAGGCUAUAACAUCUAAUUCCUUGAUUAUAUUCUUCCGGAAAAGUUCAGCACAAAAAUGAACUUUCAUCAAAACAUGGCAGAUGUUAAAGUCACGAAUUUUGAAACAAAAACGUCAGUUUAGUUGAUUUUCUGUCAAAACGUUCCCAUUUGAUUCAAAUCUGGAUAACAACUCCAUACAUUUGCCUUCUCCUAGCUGCGUAGCGCAUCUCGCCUGCUCCCCGGCACUGCUGGAAUUUUUUAGCCAUGCGGUGAGAACAUAGAAAUAAUAGAUAAUAAUAUCUAUUAUUUCUAUGGGUGAGAAUCGUUGUGAAAAUCGUUUGUAUAUUGAUCUCAUUGCCAUAUACGCGCUUAAUUUAGGCUCACAAUUAAGAUGGUUCAGUUGUCAAUUUUCUGGAAAUAAAGCCCCACUACCAUGUACAUGCAAUUCAAUUACUUCUUACUAAAAUCUAGCUGCGAUAUUUCAGCCUGAUUUUAUACAACUAUUUCUAAACACACCCAUACGCAAACAUUGUCUUAUACAGUACGGGGAAAUUCUCCGUGUUCAACAAUAAUAUUAAGGGAUGAAGAAAUUUUGAAAAAAUUACUACGUACAUAGCUAGAUAAUGACUUAGUUGAAUUUAGUUACAUUUAAGAAUAAUGUAAGAACAACAUUCUUUGACAAAAACUAUGGGACAUGAACUGAUGUAAUUUUACACAAUAGAGCGUAGCGCCCUCCCUCCUUCCACGUACCCCCGUUCCCUCAGUUCAAUGUUGUGCCGACAAAAAUGUGAUGUCUGGUUGUAAGACGCCAUCAUUCACUGAAACGGAUGAGGGGAAGGAGGAUGCAAAAAUGUAUCAAGAAAUUGUAUAAUACAUCUGAAUGCAUGUGAAAUGAAAUUGUCCCAAUGUACAUAUAUUGUCAAAGAUUGUAGUUAUAAAUUUUCUGUAUACAUGCAUGUAAUCAUUGAACCUUAUACAGUUUUUUUUACAUUUAGAAUGCGGAUACAAAACUUUAGGUCUUCGUGAUGAUGAUGGACUACCAUACUAUUAUUUUCAAGGGACAUCAUAUAGCCAAGAAAAUAUGAAUAAACACAUAAACAAAAAUUCAUCAGACGGAGCGACAUGGUGUCCAGAUAGAAAUAAAAUAAAAGACAGUUUUCUUGAAGUGGAUCUUGGGAAACAGCAUUCAUUAUGUGGUGUGUCAACUCAAGGCAACGGCACAUAUGGCUUUACUAAAAGUUAUAAAAUUAAACUAUCGUCGGAUAGGAUUCAAUGGAAAUUUUACCAAAAUAAUGGCACUGACAUGGUAACAGUUGUUGUGUUUUCACUAAACGUCUUUUGAGUACUGUGUAAAUGAGCCAAUUAUCGAUUAAAGAUACAAAUCCAACUUGUCCCGAUAUUCGUUAUUUGUCUCUAUAUAACUUACUUACUUUCACUUAAGAUGCAGAGAAAAAUAACGAAACAAAGCUUGUGUAUAUGAUGUAAAAUUAUGUUGCUUUGUCUUGCAGGAAUUUAAAGGAAACAACGAUUCUACAACAAUAGUGUUUCAUCCAUUAGAACCUGCUGAAACGGCAAGGUUUGUGCGUUUUUAUCCCGUGAGCUAUGAAACCAACGCCUGUAUCCGAGUAGAGCUCUAUGGGCAAGAAAUGAGAAAGG
Molecule: messenger RNA, 3267 nt
Organism: Paramuricea clavata
Lineage: Eukaryota; Metazoa; Cnidaria; Anthozoa; Malacalcyonacea; Plexauridae
Source: the annotation of a GenBank genome assembly